CUUCAACCCAACGACCGCCAUCUUCAUCCCCACCAGUGUCCUAUUGCUCAGUUGGUUUAUUAUAACUACCACUCGAGGAUCACGACUGCUUCCUUGAUCCACCCCAAACGCGAUCGUCCGGGAUACCUCUUGCCUCUUUCGACCCUCCAGACCGCGACGACAACCAUCAAUCCCCCCUCCUCUCUUUCAGGGACACCACAGUUCGGCUUUUUCAGGUGUGACGUCUGGCGUGUGACUGCUACGUCGGUCAAACCCUGAAGGUACGUGUCCGCUGCUAAUCGCACACGGCGAAUCACACUAUCCACCGCCCGCCUCUCUCUUUGCGAACAAUCCAUUCAUCAUGUCCUUUCCGCCACCUCCAGGUCUGAAGCAAGCUCCUUCAUCGCUCCCUCCGCGACCGCCUCCCGCCAGCUCCAUCUCGCCCUCUCCCACUCCGUCGUCAUACAAACCCGCAUACUCGGCAGCGCCGUCCUAUGCCUCUGCGGGGACCAGUAGCGGAUAUGGGGGUAGCGGAGCCCGCUCGGGCUACAACGCCUUCACGGCAUUCCAGCCGCGGGCCGUAGCAUCGAGCCAGCCAUACCGUAACAGCAGUCCCGUGGUGUCGGCGCCGCCGGCUACCACGUCUGGGUAUUCCACUCCAACCACCACCGGCUACGGUAACUACUAUUCGCAACCACAGCAAACGUACCAGGGGGGCGCCUCCUACUACGGGUCGGCGCAGUACAACGACAACAACUAUGGGGCUGCAGUUCCGCACAUCCAGAACCCCUUUGCGGCCGAUCAGCCGUACGGGUCUCGCGCCAAGGCCAACGAAUCCGGCGUAGAUGCUGAGAUGGAGGCGCAGAUCGCCCAGUGGCAGAGCGCCUACGCCAACAAGGAUGAAGUCCCGCCCGUCGGGAAGAUCCCGGGUCAGCGCGACGCCUAUCCCGCCAUGCCCAGCACCGGCUCCGGCGCCACCACCCAAGCGGGAACCACACCGGCGGCCAGCACGCCCAACCCGUUCCCCAGCGGCCCGGAACCGGAUCCCAAGACGGUGGUGCGCGCCGGCGGCGGGAAGACGUGGUCCGAUUCCUCGCUUCUGGAGUGGGACCCCGCGCACUUCCGCCUCUUCGUUGGAAACCUUGCGGGCGAGGUCACCGAUGAUUCGCUGCUCAAGGCCUUCUCCAAAUACACGUCGAUCCAGAAGGCACGCGUGAUCCGCGACAAGCGGACGCAGAAGAGCAAGGGGUACGGGUUCGUCAGUUUCAGCGACGGCGAUGAUUAUUUCCGGGCCGCGCGCGAGAUGCAGAACAAGUACAUCGGGUCGCACCCGAUUCUGCUUCGCCGCGCUACCACCGAGGUGCGGCCCGUGGCGAACAACAAGACGGGGCGAAAGAACGGCGGAGGCGGGGGCGGCCACAAGGAAGCCGGGGAAGACGAAGGGAGGAUUGAAGAUUUUGGGUUGACGUGGAGGAUAUCGUUUCACCCUGUCUAUGAUACAUAGUAAUUGACAUGCAUAUACAAGAU
Messenger RNA from Aspergillus campestris IBT 28561, 1506 nucleotides. RefSeq names its product RNP domain protein. The transcript has 2 exons. Bases 341 to 1483 code for a protein of 380 amino acids. The record is from RefSeq and is a predicted model, not a curated record. Lineage: Eukaryota; Fungi; Ascomycota; Eurotiomycetes; Eurotiales; Aspergillaceae. Gene Ontology annotation, molecular function: mRNA binding.